GGAAGGGGUCGCUUUCUGUCUAUCGGUCUAUAGACACAUGGUCAUUAGAAGUUUUCUGAUUUAAAAUUUAAUUGCUAUUUCAUCAUUCAGUAUAAUAAUUAAUCUGUAUAAGUUUCAUCAUGCCUCUGAGUUGCAGAUUUUAUGCACAGAAAUAUCCUGAAGUAGAAGAUGUCGUCAUGGUUAAUGUUCAGUCUAUAGCUGAAAUGGGUGCAUAUGUUCGUCUUUUAGAAUAUAAUAAUAUAGAAGGAAUGAUUCUAUUAUCUGAAUUAUCAAGACGACGUAUUAGAUCUAUUAAUAAAUUAAUUAGAGUUGGUCGAAGUGAAUGUGUAGUUGUUAUAAGGGUUGAUAAAGAAAAAGGUUAUAUUGACUUAUCUAAACGAAGAGUAUCUCAAGAAGAUAUUGCAAAAUGCGAAGAGAAGUUUGCAAAAGCUAAAGCAGUGAAUAGUAUACUAAGACAUGUUGCAGAAGUUCUCUCUUAUGAAACAGAUGAACAGUUAGAAGAGCUUUAUGAGAAAUCUGCUUGGUAUUUUGAUGAAAAAUAUAAAAAACAAGCCAGCUCAUUUGAUGCCUUUAAACAUGCUGUGAAUGAGCCUUCAAUUUUAGAUGAAUGUGGUCUAGAUAAAAAGACUAAAGAAGUUCUUUUAGUUAACAUAAAAAGAAGAUUAACUCCACAAGCAGUCAAAAUUCGUGCUGACAUUGAAGUUGCUUGUUAUGGUUAUGAAGGUAUUGAUGCAGUGAAAUCUGCACUUCAAGCUGGAAUUGAUUGCUCUACAGAAGAUAUGCCAAUUAAAAUUAAUCUAAUUGCCCCACCACUGUAUGUGGUAACAACCACCACUAUGGAUCGAACAGAAGGAUUAGAAGCUCUAAAAAAUGCACUCGAGGUCAUAGAAAAUUCUGUUAAAUCUAUAGAAGGUGGAAUAUUUAAUAUUCAGAAUCAGCCCAAAGUUGUUACGGAAACAGAUGAAGUUGAGUUGGCCAAACAAUUGGAUCGUCUAGAACAAGCUAAUGCAGAAGUUCCCGGAGAUGACGACGACGAAGAGGCCGAGGCCGGCUCGGAUGGAAAUGAACAGAAUGAAGAUGAAGAGAUGAUGACGUAGAUUUAUAAAAUUAUUAAUGAAGUUUUUUGCAAUCAUUUCUAAUAAGAGAAAUUUAUAAAAAGUUAUUGGAAAAAGAAAAAUAUGAAUGUACGGAGAAAUUUAUUUAAAAUUUUCUGAGUUGAAAUCUCCUAAAUCAAAUGCCACAAAUUCCAUCAUGAGAGAUUUCAAUUUCUUUUACAAUGACUAAUGUAUUUUUAUUUUUAU
Messenger RNA from Centruroides sculpturatus (bark scorpion), 1301 nucleotides. It is a transcript of the gene eIF2alpha, whose product is annotated as eukaryotic translation initiation factor 2 subunit 1-like. Bases 120 to 1097 code for a protein of 325 amino acids. Gene Ontology annotation, molecular function: ribosome binding; translation initiation factor activity; RNA binding. Lineage: Eukaryota; Metazoa; Arthropoda; Arachnida; Scorpiones; Buthidae. Gene Ontology annotation, cellular component: eukaryotic translation initiation factor 2B complex; multi-eIF complex; eukaryotic translation initiation factor 2 complex. The record is from RefSeq and is a predicted model, not a curated record. The transcript is spliced from 8 exons.